This is a messenger RNA of Glycine soja, 4182 nucleotides long. RefSeq lists its product as uncharacterized. Bases 905 to 3709 code for a protein of 934 amino acids. The record is from RefSeq and is a predicted model, not a curated record. The transcript has a single exon. Lineage: Eukaryota; Viridiplantae; Streptophyta; Magnoliopsida; Fabales; Fabaceae.
AGCAAGGGUUGUUUUCCAAGAGUUGAAAAGAGGUUUUUGGGUCAGAGAGGACAACAACGGGGUAGGGGUUACUGCUCCGAAUUGAAGUUUCCCUUCUUUCUUUUUUCUUUACCUUUUUCUUUUUGGUUUUCAAUUUUAAGAAGAAAAAAUAGUAACAGUGAAGCUAUCAAACAAAAACCGGUUUCGUUUUGGUUUUACUUCUCCCAUAGUAAAAGGAGAAUUUGUUGUGGGGCGCUGUGCUUUAAUUAUGCUGCAGUGAAUUGAACACGCAGAGAGAGAGAGAGAGAGAGAGAGAGAGAGAGAGAGAGAGGGUCUUUUCUUCACCUUUGAUGGCUUAUUUAGGUGUUUUGUGGAGUGUCUCUGGCUACUACUGAUUGAGCUUCUGGGAUUCUAUUUUUUGUCGUUUGAUUCCUCUUCAAACCCAUUUCUCCAAAAUUCUUUUUUGUUCCUUUUUGAAUUUUCUUGUUGCUGUGUGGAGCCUUCCAAAUUUUGGGAUCUGGGUACUAGGGUUUGAAGGGUUUCAGCUUUUGACUUUCUCUCUCCUUGGGUUUCUCUCUCCUUUUCUGAGAAAUUGGGUUUGAAACCUAUUCUGGAUUCCAGACAAAAUAAAACCUUUAUUUUGUCUUUGUUGGGUUUCUUGUGAAAUGGUGAGCUGAGUUGUUUGUUUCUCUCUCUGAAACAAAAAUCUCAUGUUUUUCUUACAAAUUGGGUUGUUGGGGUGGUGUGGUGUUUAAGAUUCCAGAUUCCUUGUCUUGUUAGAGUUUUGUUGGUGAAGGAGUUGAAGCUGAAUUUGUUAUAGAUUGAUGUGAGGGGCUAAGCUAAAGCCCUCUUGUUUGUGUUGUUUGAAGUGUGUGAUAAUCUCUCAGAUUGGUUUGGGUGAGAAGAGGAGGAAGGUACUAAUACCAUGCAUCUCUCACUAUGGAAGCCCAUUUCACACUGUGCUGCACUGAUCAUGGACAAGAAGAGCAGGAGGAAAGACGAAUCCAAUGUUGACAUGAGGAGAAACCCAUCAAUGCUUCGGAAGCUGCAAGAGAACAAGCUCAGGGAAGCCCUUGAGGAAGCUUCUGAAGAUGGCUCACUCUCCAAAUCUCAAGACAUAGACCAGCCUGACUCUGCUGCCAACCAGGAUGAUGAUGGCCUUGGGAGAUCCCGAUCGCUCGCCCGGCUGCACGCCCAGCGCGAGUUCCUUCGCGCCACUGCUCUUGCAGCCGAGCGAAUCUUCGAGUCCCAGGAGGAAAUUCCCAGCCUCCAGGAAGCAUUUGCCAAGUUCCUAACUAUGUACCCAAAGUACCAGUCCUCUGAGAAGGUUGAUCAGUUGAGGUCUGAUGAAUACUCACAUUUGUCACCCAAGGUAUGCCUUGAUUACUGUGGUUUUGGACUCUUCUCUUUUGUUCAGACAAUUCACUAUUGGGAGUCUUCUACGUUUAGCCUGUCUGAGAUAACUGCUAAUUUGAGUAACCAUGCACUUUAUGGCGGUGCUGAGAGAGGAACCGUUGAGCAUGAUAUAAAGACUAGGAUCAUGGACUAUUUGAAUAUUCCUGAGAAUGAAUAUGGCCUUGUUUUUACUGUCAGCAGAGGAUCAGCUUUCAAAUUGCUGGCUGAUUCCUACCCUUUCCAUACGAACAAAAAGUUGCUGACCAUGUUCGAUCACGAGAGCCAGUCCAUUGCUUGGAUGGCUCAGAGUGCCAGGGAGAAAGGUGCUAAAGUGCAUAGUGCAUGGUUUAAAUGGCCAACCCUCAAACUCUGCUCCACUGAUUUGAGGAAACAGAUUUCCAACAAGAAGAAGAGGAAGAAGGAUUCAGCCACCGGUCUUUUUGUGUUCCCAGUUCAGUCUAGAGUAACCGGGGCUAAGUAUUCAUACCAGUGGAUGGCCUUGGCCCAGCAGAACAACUGGCAUGUCUUACUGGAUGCUGGAUCAUUGGGCCCCAAGGACAUGGAUUCUCUUGGCUUGUCCCUAUUUCGGCCAGAUUUUAUAGUUACAUCAUUUUACAGGGUUUUUGGAUAUGAUCCCACAGGUUUUGGUUGUCUUCUGAUCAAGAAAUCAGUGAUGCAAAGCCUUCAAAAUCAGUCUGGUUGUACUGGGUCUGGAAUGGUGAAGAUUACCCCGGAGUUUCCAAUGUAUUUGAGUGAUUCUGUUGAUGGUUUGGAUAAAUUGGUUGGGAUUGAAGACGAUGAUGAAAUCACUGGGAUGGGUGAAAAGACUUCUGAAACUCGUCAGGGAACACAGUUGCCUGCCUUUUCUGGUGCAUUCACAUCUGCACAGGUCAGAGAUGUGUUUGAGACCGAAAUGGAUCAAGACAGCUCUGAAAGAGAUGGAACUAGCACCAUAUUUGAGGAGACUGAGAGCAUAUCUGUUGGUGAGGUGAUAAAGAGUCCCAUCUUCAGUGAGGAUGAGUCAUCGGACAACUCAUUUUGGAUUGAUUUGGGUCAAAGUCCUUUGGGAUCUGACAGUGCUGGUCAAUCGAAUAAACAUAAGAUAGCUUCUCCCCUACCACCUUUCUGGUUCAAUGGGAGGAGGAACCAAAAGCAACAUUCUCCAAAACCAACUUCCAAGAUGUAUGGAAGCCCAAUGUACAAUGACAGAGAGGUAAACCUAGGUGCUCACGAGGACCGCCACGUGCUGUCAUUUGAUGCUGCUGUCCUGAUGUCACAGGAACUAGACCGGGUCAAAGAGGUACCUGAAGAAGAGCAUGUCGAGGAAGUUGAUCAUUAUUCAAGAAAUGGUAAUGGGUCAGAUCAUCUGCACGUCAAUGAGAUCCUGGAAGAACCUGGAACCAGUGGAGUAGUCAAUAAUGGAUCUUGGCUCGAUUCAACUUCUCUUGCCAGGCAUCAAAGCUUGGAGAAUGGCUCUACUUCUGAAAUAUGUCCUGAUGUCAAAGAGAGUGCCAUAAGAAGGGAAACUGAAGGUGAAUUUAGGUUGUUGGGUAGGAGAGAAGGGAAUCGUUAUGGUGGUGGUAGGUUUUUUGGUUUGGAAGAGAAUGAAGCCAACAGCAGGGGAAGAAGAGUGUCAUUUAGCAUGGAAGAUAAUCGUAAAGAGUACCUAAGCCAGACCCUAGAGCCAGGGGACAUAUCUGCAACUAGCUUUGAUGAUGAAGAGGUCACAAGUGAUGGAGAAUAUGGUGAUGGACAGGACUGGGGCAGGAGGGAACCAGAGAUAAUAUGUCGGCAUAUCGAUCAUGUCAAUAUGCUUGGUCUCAACAAAACUACACUUCGACUUCGGUUUUUGGUAAAUUGGCUUGUUACCUCGUUACUGCAACUGAAGUUGCCCGGUUCUGAUGGGGGUGAGAAAGCAAAUCUUGUCCAAAUCUAUGGUCCAAAAAUAAAAUAUGAAAGAGGUGCAGCUGUGGCUUUCAAUGUUAGGGACAGGAGUAGGGGGCUAAUCAAUCCAGAGAUUGUUCAAAAGCUUGCUGAAAAAGAAGGAAUCUCUCUUGGCCUUGGUUUUCUUAGUCAUAUACAGAUUCUUGAUAACUCGAGACAGCACCGUGGAGCUCCAAAUCUUGAAGACACAACUCUUUGCAGGCCAAUGGAAAAUGGUUGGCGCAAUGGAAAAGGUAGCUUUGUAAGGCUUGAAGUUGUCACAGCCUCACUCGGCUUUCUGACGAAUUUUGAGGAUGUAUAUAAAUUGUGGGCUUUUGUGGCGAAGUUUCUCAACCCAACAUUUAUCAGAGAAGGAGGGCUUCCUACUGUUCAAGAAGGCUCCGAGGCAUGAGAUGGCAAAUUCGCCCGUGACUUUAUUCAAUUUUGGAAACCGAACAUGAAAGAUUGUUUGUGACAAGUUGCCUACAAAAGAGGCUGCAGCAACAGCCAUAGUAGCUUCAUGAAGAAUGCAUUGAUUGGUGAUGAUUUGUAAGCUCCAAUAUAGAUGCAAACUUAGACAAGUGGGGUGGAUUUGUUAAUUCAUGUUUCUUGUUGCUUACAUUUUUAAUUUUCCUCUUUUGUUUUUUGAGCUGCUUGUAGAGUUGGCUUUAGAGAUUUGUUACAUAUCGGGAAGCCAUGGUGUACUUUGAAGCAAGAUUGUAUGUAUGGGUAGAGAACCUCUACUGAUAUAUAUAAAUCGCUUCUUUUGCAUACAGAAAGGAUUUCCAACUUGUGUAAAAAUUUAGUGUUCAUUUUCAUGCUAUACUGUACCAUACCAUCCAAUUGGUGCUUUCUUUGUUGAUAUGAAUUGGUUCUUAAACCGUA